AUUCCGUUUGACAGCUAGCUCAAGUAGCAGCAUCACACUAUCAGGGAUAAGAACUGCGUUAUUUAAGUGAAAGCUUUUUUGAUAUAUUGGUGCAACUUCAAAUUUAUUUAAAUCUAUUAAGUAUCACCAUGUCCACCCCAAAGAAAGGAGACUUGUCCCCGAGCGAAAAGGAAUUGUUUCAAGUUAUUUCUGCAGGUAAUGUUCAGGAAGCCUCCAGGCUGCUAGGCUGUAAGGAUGUUCGAGUUAACUGCCUGGAUGAGUAUGGGAUGACACCUCUCAUGCACGCUGCCUAUAAAGGGAAGGCAGACAUGUGCAAGUUGCUCCUCCAACAUGGAGCUGACGUAAACUGUAAUGAACAUGAACAUGGCUACACGGCACUCAUGUUUGCUGGACUGUCAGGAAAGACUGACAUCACCUGGAUGAUGUUGGAUGCCGGGGCAGAAACGGAUGUGACCAACUCUGUUGGACGGACUGCCGCUCAGAUGGCAGCUUUCGUUGGUCAGCACGAUUGUGUCACUGUAAUCAACAACUACUUUUCUCGAGCCAGGCUGGAUUACUACACUAAGCCACAGGGUUUGGAGAAGGAACCAAAGCUGCCACCCAAACUGGCUGGACCGCUGCAUAAGGUCAUCAUGAGCACCAACCUGAACCCUGUGAAAUUGGUGAUGCUGGUGAAGGAAAACCCAUUGCUGGCAGAGGUGGAGGCUCUGGACAAAAGCAGAAGAGUGAUGGAGCUCAUCUGUGAGAAGUGCAUCAAGCAGCAGGACAUGAACGAGGUUCUGGCGAUGAAGAUGCACUACAUCAGCUGCGUGCUGGGGAAGUGUGCCUCCUUCCUGAAAGACCGUGAGGAUAAGCUGGACGGCCUCAUAAAGAGUUUGCUGAAAGGUCGGGACAGCGACGGUUUCCCAGUCUUUCAGGAAAAGUUCAUCCGCGAGUGCAUACGCAAGUUCCCGUACUGCGACGCCACGCUGCUGCAGCAGCUAGUGCGGAGUAUCGCUCCGGUGGACAUUGGAAACGACCCCACAGCUCUGUCAGUGCUGACUCAGGCUAUCACGGGUCAGGUUGGCUUCAUGGACGCGGAGUUCUGUACCACCUGUGGGGAAAAGGGAGCCGAGAAAAGAUGCUCCAUCUGUAAAAUGGUUAUCUACUGUGGCCAAGCGUGCCAGAAAAUGCAUUGGUUCACCCACAAGAAUGUUUGUAAGAAGCUCCAAGAGGAGCGAGAAAAGCAGGAGGCUGAAGCAGCCAGACUGAGGAUGCAGCAGAGUAAAGAAGAAAGUAGCAUUCAGGAGGCUACAGAUUCCAUGCAGGAACUCUCUGUAGAAACCAAGAGUGAUGAGACUCCCUCAGACUGAGAAACACCCGAACAGCCUGAUUUCAGGCACCACCAUCUUCUGGGUGCAUCUAUCCAGUGCAGUCAGCUAGGAAAUGGGAACACUGACUGGAAGACGGAUAGAGACUGGUCCAGGAAGAUACAAGAAAUCCAAAACGCAUAUUUAUCAACACCUAUGGACUGACACUAGAGACAUGACCACAGCUGCCAUCUUUUGUCCUUUUCCAAAUGAUAUUUUUUGUCAUCUGCAAAUGUAAAUAGGACAUGUACAACUUAUUUGUGUUUGGAAAUGUGGAAGGACACAUGGAGAAGUUCAGGUUCACAGCUAUAAUGCAACGUUGAUCCGCCUUAAGAGUCUGUAGCAAACAGAAAGAAGCAACCAUGUUUAUCUGAAGUAUGUCUUAUUUAUUUUUGUACCAACAGCCUCCUUUUUGACAUGUGUGUAAGGCCAGGCUGCUUCACCCUAACCAAAAAACAAAAAUCUGAGGAUGACUAUGGAAUGAAAUGUAGAUGCAUUGUUAAACGCAGCACAAAAACAUAAUGGUAAAAAAAUACAUCUGUGUCUACCGAAAUAUAAAUGUAAUUAGUUUUCUCACUCAUAAUUAUUAUACUUUUGCCAAGAAAAAGAAUCCAAAAUUAAAAUGUCAAUUUGAUUUGAAUCAUUUAAGCAUAUUUA
This is a messenger RNA of Cyprinodon tularosa, 2006 nucleotides long. RefSeq names its product ankyrin repeat and MYND domain containing 2a (gene ankmy2a). NCBI's taxonomy places the organism in Eukaryota, Metazoa, Chordata, Actinopteri, Cyprinodontiformes, Cyprinodontidae. Gene Ontology annotation, molecular function: protein binding. The transcript has 10 exons. Bases 129 to 1352 code for a protein of 407 amino acids. The record is from RefSeq and is a predicted model, not a curated record.